Caenorhabditis sp. 36 PRJEB53466 is the source of this 832-nucleotide messenger RNA. The record is from the annotation of a GenBank genome assembly. NCBI's taxonomy places the organism in Eukaryota, Metazoa, Nematoda, Chromadorea, Rhabditida, Rhabditidae.
AUGUAUUGGCUGAUCAUUAGUGCAUUCCUGAUCAUCCAAGUAGCAGAGUUUUCCAAUCAGAAGUGAGUGGGAUCCCCAAAUACUCAAAUGAAUCGGAAAUUUACAGUAUCCGUGCACUGAAGUUCGCACACAUAUACCUCAUUCCGAUCGCUCUCAUCGUCCUCUUGAUCGCUUCGAACACGCCGGUAGGUUCUCAUUUUCUUCGAAAUGGCCCAUUUGACCUCGCAAAACCGGAACCAUUCAGGAGCAUAUGGAAGUUGUUAUGACCGUCGUCUGCUUUCUGAUUUGGUGGAUUUAUCGAAAACAUAUGGUCGCCCGUUUGUACAGCCAAGACAUGUCACGGAAAGACGUUUUGAAUAUGCGCCGGUUGAACAUCUGGUUGUCGAGCCAGGUAAAACAUAUUUUAUUAAUAAGGCGACAAACGAUGAUUUGCAGAUUUUGGCCACUCUAACGUAUCAUCUGCUGAAAUUAAUAAUAAUGUUGGCAAUCAAAUCGUCGGUGAUGGAUGACAAUCGGCAGGUUUACUACACGUUCUGGAAAGAUGAGGUUAGCAGCUAAAAUUCAGCGAACAAAGCACGCAAAAAAGAUUCAGAUGUUCAAAGGAUUGCUCGUGUUGGUCACCUACGCUAAUGCGAUUUUGUUCUCCUGGUCUACCAUCAACUUCAUAAAGUCGGAUUCUGCUUCCAAUGCUGAAACCUCAACCCUUCCGGUGUUUGUCGGUGGAAAUUUGCAGUUGGAAUCGUAUUCCCGUAGGCCCUCCGUAAUUUCCGGCCUCUCAAUGAAUAAUGUGGCACCGCUAACCCCUCGAGACCCAAAUAUGUUGCACAUUUAA